ACUUGCCCAACUUUUGAUCAAAACAUUGAAGAGUUCCACAGCUGUUACUUCCGGUUUGGUACGAAAAUGUCGCUUAUGUCUGGCGACGAAGCUAAAGAAGAAAUCGAGGAGCAUCAGGUUGUUCAGGGAGUAGUUGAGGGAUAUGAAGCGGAGGGAGAGGAAGUGAACACUGAGUUGGACAAGUACUGGAAGGCAGUGAGGGACAACCCAGGGGACUUCACCGGCUGGACUUACCUCCUACAGUAUGUGGAGCAGGAGAAGAAACUAGAUCAAGCCAGAAAAGCUUAUGAUGCUUUCUUUGAGCAUUAUCCAUACUGCUAUGGCUACUGGAAGAAGUAUGCUGAUAUGGAAAAGAAACAAUCUGGAGCAGAGAAGGCUUUGGAGGUGUUUGAAAGAGGAACAAAAGCCAUUUCCUUGAGUGUGGAGCUCUGGUUGCAUUAUAUAACAUUUUACACAGAGGAGUUUGGAAAAUUAGAAAAUGGGGAGGAAGGAAUUCGUGGUGUCUUUGAGAAGGCUGUCAAUGCUUGCGGUAAAGAUUUCCGUUCUGACAAACUUUGGGACACAUACAUUUCUUGGGAGGAAAACCUCAUUAAGAAGACAGCUCUAUAUGACCGAAUAUUACAAAUUCCCACUCAACUGUAUAGUCAUCAUUUUGAAAAUUUCAAACACCAUGUUCUUUCCCAUCAUCCCAAAGAAAUCCUUACCCUGGACAACUUCCUACAGCUUCGUAAGGAGGUUGUGGUUGGGACAUCAGAGUUGAAUCCAGAGGGAGAAGGUGUGGGAGAUGAUGGCCCCCCAGGAGAAGUCGGACCGCCAGGGGAAGAUGCCCCACCUGGAAUGGAAAUAGAGGGAGAAAAAAGUGAUGAUGAUGAGGCUGGAAAACUCCGAGACAGAAUCAUCAGUGUUAGGGAAGAGAUCUUUAAAAAAACGGAGGAUGAAGUCAGUAAAAGGUGGAACUUUGAAGAAGCUAUCAAGCGGCCAUAUUUUCAUGUGAAACCACUGGAGAAAUCCCAGCUGAAGAACUGGAAGGACUACCUGGAUUUUGAGAUAGAGGCUGGGGACCAUGAGAGGGUGGUGAUUUUGUUUGAGCGGUGUAUGAUUGCCACAGCUCUGUAUGAGGACUUCUGGCUCAAGUAUGCCAAAUAUAUGGAGGACCAUAGCGUUGAGGCUGUUCGUUUAGUGUACAUGAGAGCUUGCAGGAUCCAUCUUCCAAAGAAACCGUACAUAAGUUUAGCAUGGGCAGCUUUUGAGGAAAGACAUGGAAACUAUGACCUAGCGUCACAGAUCCUGUCGGAACUGGAUAAGAAUGUCCCUGGGUUGGUGAUGGUGAAUAUGAGAAAGAUCAGCUUAGAGCGGCGGAAGGGGAACACAGCGAUGGCCGAGACUCUGUUCCAGGAGUACAUCAACGGCGCCUCCCAGCCAGAAAUCUCCUCCUUCUUCUCCAUCAAGUUCGCCCGGUAUCUCCUAAAGAUAAUUGGAGAUACAGAACGGGCACGGGCCACUCUUCAGUCUGCUGUUGAAAAAGAUAGGGGUAACAUAAAGCUCUACCUGCAGCUGUUAGAUCUGGAAUACCAGUGUCGACCAAUCAGUGAGGAGAAUGUCAUCAAAAUCUUUGCCUCCAUUUUGGACUGCGAGAACUUUCCUCUGGAAACAAAGGCCAAGAUGUCUCAACGCAAGCUGGAGUUUUUGGAGGACUUCUGUGCUAGUAUCACAACAUUGAAGGAAUCCUAUGAUGAACAUCAGAAGUUGAUGAAGGAUCUCCACAAUGAGAGGAAGAAGAGGCCCAGUGAUGCUGUAUCUAGUGAAGAACCUGCCGAAAAACGGCCCAAAGUAGAAGCCACACAGAACGGAUCGGGUGAUCAGAGUCAAAUGACAGGAACCGUGGACCCAUACUAUGGUCACUGGGGGUCCUACGCAAACAGUGGCUACUCCUACCCUCCCCAGCAGUGGGGCUAUGGACAGCACUACUACCCCUCAUGAAAGCAGCUAGCUACUGGGCGUACUCAUCACUCAUCAUUGCUCAUCAGAUUCUCAUGAUUAAAUUGUGAUUUAUGUCCAAUAUGUGCGUCAGGAAAUAGACUCUUAUGAAGAAGACAGGAAUUGUGAUUUGUAGAUGUAUGACAUUCUAUUUUGUUGUGUUGAUGAACUUGUAUUUUAAGCCUGCAUCAUGGUUUUUAUGAAAUAAAAUGUUCUCCUAAUGCAGAGAGAUUCACAAAUAAAAUUGUUUUGAUUAUA
Molecule: messenger RNA, 2235 nt
Organism: Magallana angulata
Lineage: Eukaryota; Metazoa; Mollusca; Bivalvia; Ostreida; Ostreidae
Product: pre-mRNA-processing factor 39-like
Exons: 15
Coding region: 67-1980 (637 amino acids)
Biological process (GO): mRNA 5'-splice site recognition; RNA processing
Cellular component (GO): U2-type prespliceosome; U1 snRNP; commitment complex
Molecular function (GO): protein binding
Source: RefSeq, a predicted model, not a curated record